Messenger RNA from Scatophagus argus, 1907 nucleotides. RefSeq lists its product as uncharacterized. The coding region runs from base 828 to 1517 and encodes 229 amino acids. Gene Ontology annotation, molecular function: protein binding. The record is from RefSeq and is a predicted model, not a curated record. NCBI's taxonomy places the organism in Eukaryota, Metazoa, Chordata, Actinopteri, Scatophagidae. The transcript has 6 exons.
ACGUUUUGACUUUUUUCUCCUUGGCUUUGAACGAGAGCUGUGAUGUUCGCCACGCAGCUCAGUUGCUGGUGUUUGUCCGUGGGAUGACUCAGGACUUCAGGAUUACGGAGGAGCUGGCAGCGAUGCGGUCGAUGACAGGUCCAACAACAGGGAGCCAUCUCUUCACAGCCAAUGUGAGCUCGAUUGGAAGAAGUCACCUGAGACGACUGAAAGUUACAAGCUGUUAUUUUCAAGCCCUGACCACAUCAGCAGUUCAGUACUCUUUGCCUCGAGUUCUCUGCCAGCGUGGGCCCACAGCAGCCGCUGAUUGAUGGGACGAGGUACCGACGACAGCUCUCCAGUGAGGACCUGGCAGCCAUCUUAAACUCUGACUCCCCCUCCCCCCGCUCCUCUUUACAGAAACAAAGGCCCACGGUUUGUGUGAGGGUCAGUUUGAGUUUUAAAAUCAGAGGCACUGUCCUCUUGAAAUAUUUCACAAAUGUGGGCACCACCUCGAAAAAUCAUCUCUCCGUUCACCAUUUAAAGAUUGUGGCAUUUCCUUUCUACGCAUGUCACGCACGUGCUCAGUCCAUGUGUAUGUAAAUGAGCGUGCAUACUUGGGAUACACUGGGUAUUUGCUUGUCUCCAUCUAUCUGAUCCCUCGGAAGGACCAGGAGUUUCAUGUGACAGGACCGUCCCUUUGGGUGACCGUUACAUCCAACCAGAACGUAUGCACACCACCCCUACACACACGCUCACCCCCCAGCCCCCCGCCCACACCCAUUGGGAAGUCAAUAAGAGUGACCCUCUGGAGACGCAGGAUCACUGUCUCCUGACCUCCUCGUCUGAUGCCAAACAGCUCCGUGAACACGAAGGGAAUCAUGCCUGUGCCAAAGAAAGCAGGACGGAAAAGCAGCAGUGCAGGAGAAGAAAAGCUGCCGCCGUAUGAACCGAAUGUCCCUGAACCCACCACCAGGGCUGGCUUCAUGAAAUACUGGGUUCCUCUCUGUCUGGAUGAUAAAACUGCACAGAAACUGUUGUGGAUUUCGGAGGGUGGCAGUAAGGUGGCUCGGACAUCAGAUGCAGUCUGCCCAUAUCCCAACAGGCCUGAGAGAUAUGAGCACUCCCCACAGGUGCUGUGUAAGGAGAGUCUGCUGGGCUAUCGCGGGUACUGGGAGGUGGACUAUGACGGCUGGGUGGUGAUCGGGUUGGUCGGUGAGAGCGCACCCCGCAAGGUCCAAGACGGGGCCUGCGGCCUUGGGGAGAACAACAGCUCCUGGGGCGCCGGCUGGUCUGGCUCCUGCUACCAAGUCUGGCACAAUAGCGAGAACGUGGACGUCCAGCUCCCCCUGAGCUCCACCAUGGGCAUCUACAUCGACCAGCCCGCCGGCAUCAUCAAGUUCCUCUUGGUGGAGGGAGAGGGCGAGAAGGAGGUGAGGCUGAUUCACAAGUUCAAAGUCAACAUCCAGGAGAAGAUUUUUCCAGCCUUCUGGGUUGGCACGAAUUCGUUCUGCCUCAUCCGAAAAAAGGAUCAGUGACUCGGAAGAGGGUUUAGCAUGCAGGGGGAGGAAGGAGCUCAAGUGAUGUAAAUUUCAAAAGGUGUCAGGAGGGAGACACAAAGGUUGGGAUGUUUGGGGAACAAGUGUUAGAGAUGUAAAGCAGAACUGAAGCACGUUGUGACAUCUUCGUAGAUUGCGUUUGCUUUCCCUAAUGCAUGAAGAAAGCUUUUUUGUUUCAUAUUAUAUCCAGAGAUGCUUAAUUAUUUUAUUUACUAUCAUGUAUCUAUUUAUGUACUUAAUUUAACUUAGAAUUUUAGGCAAGGUUUUGUAGUUUUUCUAACAUGCAGGACUUGUAUGUACUAUAGUGCCUGCCUGUAUGUUUUUUAUGUGGUGAAUGUAGUCAAUAAAUCCAACGGUUGUGUAACAACA